Molecule: messenger RNA, 2387 nt
Organism: Drosophila innubila
Lineage: Eukaryota; Metazoa; Arthropoda; Insecta; Diptera; Drosophilidae
Gene: Taf5
Product: transcription initiation factor TFIID subunit 5
Exons: 1
Coding region: 49-2166 (705 amino acids)
Biological process (GO): transcription initiation at RNA polymerase II promoter
Cellular component (GO): transcription factor TFIID complex
Molecular function (GO): RNA polymerase II general transcription initiation factor activity; protein binding
Source: RefSeq, a predicted model, not a curated record
AACAAAAACUUUGUAAAAAAUAUUUGUUAGAUUUCAUUUUAUUAAAAAAUGAGUGUAGAAGUCAGCAAUAUAAACGGAGGCAAUGGCAACGACACUUCGGCACAGUCUCAGGACAAACGGGAGCUACUUUGCCUGCUCAAACUGCUCAGAAAAUAUCAGCUGAAGGGCACGGAGGAGCUGCUCUGCCAGGAGGCAAAUGUGAGCAGUUCAGAUCUUGCCAAUAUAUGCGAAAGUGAUGUUAAGUCUGUGCUCAGUGCAGCAUUGACGUUGUCCGAUGAUGGGCAGGACGUUAAGCCGGCACUGGCACAAGUAUCGGCAUCCGAGGCGAAAGCCGAAGUGAAUGCGGCCGAAGCGUUGGCCAAAUUCAUUGGAGACGAUGACUUUGAUGCCCAACAGUAUGAGCAGGCGUAUGAGGAACUGCGCUCAUUUGUGGAGGACUCUUUGGACAUAUACAAGCAUGAAUUAUCCAUGGUGCUUUACCCGAUAUUAGUGCAGAUAUAUUUCAAAAUACUGGCCAGCGGGCAGGUUGAGAAAGCGCGCGGAUUCAUCGAGAAAUACAAAUCCGAUCUUGAUGGCUACUACAUCGAGGGACUCUUCAACUUGCUGCUGAUAUCAAAGCCAGAGGAGCUGCUGGAGAACGAUCUGGUAACCGCAAUGGAGACGGACAAGUUUGUGAUCCGCAUGUCGCGGGAUGCACACUCGUUGUUCAAGCGUCACAUCCAGGAUCGCAGGCAGGAGGUGGUCGCGGAUAUUGUGUCCAAGUAUCUGCACUUUGACACCUACGAGGGCAUGGCCCGCAACAAGCUGCAAUGUGUGGCCACUGCUGGAUCGCACAUUGGAGACGCAAAGCGACAGGACAACAAGAUCCGCGUUUACUACGGUCUGCUCAAGGAAGUCGACUUUCAGACACUCACCACGCCAGCGCCUGCGCCGGAGGAAGAGGAUGAUGAUCCGGACGCACCUGACCGACCCAAGAAAAAGAAGCCUAAGAAAGAUCCGCUGCUAUCAAAGAAAUCCAAGUCGGAUCCCAAUGCUCCGGCCAUUGAUCGGAUACCGUUGCCCGAGCUCAAGGAUGCAGACAAAUUGCUUAAGCUUAAGGCGCUGCGUGAGGCCAGCAAGCGUCUGCCCCUUAAUAAGGAUCAGCUGCCCUCCGCCGUAUUCUACACUGUUCUCAAUUCCAGCCAAGGAGUAACUUGUGCCGAAAUAUCCGACGAUUCCACCAUGCUAGCUUGCGGAUUUGGUGACUCUACGGUGCGCAUCUGGUCGUUGACUCCAGCCAAGCUGCGUACACUUAAGGAAGCCGACGCUCUACGGGAGCUGGACAAGGAAUCGGCGGACAUCAAUGCCCGAAUGCUGGACGAGCGAAGCGGCGAAAUGACGCGAACAUUUAUGGGACACACGGGUCCAGUCUAUCGCUGUGCCUUUGCACCCGAGAUGAAUCUGCUACUCUCUUGCUCCGAGGACAGCACAAUUCGACUCUGGUCACUUCUCACCUGGUCUUGCGUCGUCACCUAUCGGGGACACGUCUAUCCAGUGUGGGAUGUGCGCUUUGCACCGCAUGGAUAUUAUUUUGUCUCGUGCUCCUUUGACAAAACUGCCCGCUUGUGGUCAACUGAUUCAAACCAGGCGCUUCGCGUCUUUGUCGGCCAUCUUUCCGAUGUGGAUUGCGUGCAGUUCCAUCCGAAUUCCAACUACGUGGCCACUGGCUCCAGCGAUCGCACUGUCCGCCUAUGGGAUGCUCUCACAGGUCAAUCAGUGCGCCUCAUGACCGGCCACAAGGGAACUGUCAACAGCCUGGCAUUCUCUGCUUGCGGUCGUUACUUGGCUUCUGGCGCCGUCGACCACAACAUUAUCAUCUGGGACCUGUCAACCGGUUCGUUGGUCACCACACUGCUGCGACACACCAGCACCGUGUCCACAAUUACAUUCAGUCGAGAUGGCACGCUCCUGGCGGCCGCCGGCUUGGAUAACAAUCUGACGCUGUGGGACUUUCACAGACUGACCGAGGAUUAUCUGAGCAAUCACAUAACAGUGUCUCAUCACCAGGACGAGAAUGACGAGGACGUUUAUCUACUACGCACAUUUCCCAGCAAGAAUUCACCCUUUGUGGCGCUUCAUUUCACCCGUCGCAAUCUUUUAAUGUGCGUGGGUCUAUUUAAGAGCUAAGAAAUACACAAUUAUUUAUAAGCAGGACAGUCCCGAGCUAAGAACUGUGGCAUCUAGUGCUGGGUUUCUUGAUUUUGUAACCAAUUUCCUCAUUUCUAGGAGAUCUUUGAGUUUGAAGUUGUUGCUUCGAACCUUUAUAGUUAAGUUUAUAAUGUGACUGUCUCAUGUUUUCGUAGAUAUAAGUUAACAAUAAAGUUGUAGUCUUUUCUUUCUUCCAUAUA